Leptinotarsa decemlineata (Colorado potato beetle) is the source of this 948-nucleotide messenger RNA. It is a transcript of the gene Ssl1, whose product is annotated as general transcription factor IIH subunit 2 Ssl1. Gene Ontology annotation, biological process: nucleotide-excision repair; DNA-templated transcription; regulation of transcription by RNA polymerase II. Gene Ontology annotation, cellular component: transcription factor TFIIH holo complex; transcription factor TFIIH core complex. The record is from RefSeq and is a predicted model, not a curated record. NCBI's taxonomy places the organism in Eukaryota, Metazoa, Arthropoda, Insecta, Coleoptera, Chrysomelidae. Gene Ontology annotation, molecular function: zinc ion binding.
AGAAGAAGAAGAAGAAGUUAGAUAUCUUCAUUCUAUUAACCUACAAAACUACGAAACCAAAAUAAGAAUACAUUAAGAGCGAUCCAGUCCUGAAAAAUUUAAACAGAAGGAAAAAACUUAUCCACAAAAAAUGGAUGUUGAAGAUGACCCCAAAGAAUAUCGUUGGGAAACCGGAUAUGAAAAAACUUGGGAAGCUAUUAAAGAGGACGAUGAAGGGUUUCUUGAGGCUUCAGUGGCAGAUAUUGUACAAAGAGCCAAACGAAAACGUCAAGCACUCAAACAUGGUAGUCAGAAACUGGGAAUGAUGAGACAUUUAUUCUUACUUUUGGACUGUUCUGAAUCUAUGUCUAGUCAGGAUUUGAAACCCACACGGCUAAUAUGUACUUUGAAGCUUUUGGAAAUGUUUUUAGAUGAAUUUUUUGAUCAGAACCCAAUAAGUCAAAUGGGAAUAAUAAUAAUGCAUAACAAACGAGCUGAAAAAAUAAGUGAUUUAGCUGGCAAUUGCAGGAAACAUAUGAAACACCUCAGUAGCCUAAAUCGAACAACCCUUGUUGGAGAACCAUCAUUGCAAAAUGGAUUGGAGAUGGCAUUAUCAUCUUUGAAACUGUUACCAUCUCAUGCCAGCAGAGAAAUCUUGGUUAUUAUGGGAAGUCUAACAACAUGUGACCCUGGUGACAUAUUGACUACAAUCAAUAAUUUAACACAGGAAGGAGUAAGGUGUUCUAUAAUAGGGUUAGCAGCUGACGUACAUGUGUGUCGACAACUUGCCAAUCAAACUAAUGGUGUUUAUAAUGUUAUACUUGAUGAUAGUCAUUUCAAAGAUCUUUUACUUCAACACGUUGAUCCACCUCCAGCUGCUACUUGUUUGGAAUCGAGUUUGAUAAAAAUGGGAUUUCCACAUCAGAUUGACAAUGAAGGAUCAGAAGAACCAUUAACAAUGUGCAUGUG